UGAGUGAAUUCGUUCCAGACGCGUUACGACGCAUCCUUUAACUCGUUGUCCCUGAAGGUGCCACUAAACAAUACGAAACUGGUUCCCACAUCGACAUAGCAAAGACUAUUCUAACGAAAAGUCGAGGAAUUUUUAGGUUAUGUGCCUAUGAGUUUACGCUCUGCUUGAGUUCUUUGAGCCACCGCAAUGUCGAUUUUGGAGUACUGCAAAGCUUUCACGCUCGGUGGAAAAUCUUCAUGGAGAAACGUGCACACUUGUAACCUGUGUCCGUAUUUUACAACAUCGUUUUUUCUUAUGACGAACCACGUGCGACGACACCGUUCAUCUUUGGAAAAAUUUACGUGCUCAAACGCCAAAAUUGAAUUAUAUUAUUGUAAAGAUUGCGACUUUAAGACAGAAUUAACGAUUGUGUUCAAACAACACUUUAACACCCAUCACGGAAUUAAAAGUGAACGUGGAGAAAAUUCCUGCAUCCAAAACUACGUUUGCGAAAAAUGCGCCUUCGAAACGAAUUUUUCAUUGAAGUGUCUUCAGCAUAAUUUAGCAUGCGUGCAAGACGAAAUACGUUGGUAUUACUGUACAGAAUGUCCCUACAAAGCCAAACUCGACUCCAACUUAAAACACCAUAUCGCAAAUCGACAUUUAGACAAGCGGUAUGCAUGUGACAAGUGUCCGUAUAAAAGUAGGUGGAAGGCAGCUUUUAAAAUCCACGUUAAUAGCAACCACUUAGCCGAUGACGAUGGUGAAUGGUACGAGUGUGAAAAAUGUCCAUUCAAAGCUAGAAUAAAACGUAACUUAAAAAAACACAUCUACUACAUGCACCCGAACGAAGACGAUAUUAAAUGGUACGAAUGCGAAGAGUGUCCCUUUAGAACUAGAUACGAAAGGUAUUUAAAGAAUCACGUGAUUGCGAAACAUCUAGACGCAGACAAAAUUAAGUGGUACGAAUGCGAAAAGUGCCCAUACAAAUCUAAACGGGCUAUGAAUUUAAAAAAUCAUCUAACCUAUCACCACGUAGACGAAGAAAAAGUGAAAUGGUACGAAUGUGAAAAUUGCCCGUACAAAACUAUGCAGCCGUUGUGUUUAAAACGUCACAUAAAGAAACAUUUAGACAAGUGGUACGAAUGCGAAGAGUGUCCGUUUAAAACUAAAUAUAAGUCCUCGUUAGAGAAGCACGUGAACGCUAAACAUUCACUAAAACCGAAAAAAACAAAUCUAAAAAACGAACGUGAUUUGGUUAAAUGGUACAACUGCGAACAGUGUCCGUAUAAAAAUAGAUACUUGAGAACUUUAAAAAACCACAUGAAACUGGCGCAUUUAGACGAACAAGAAGGUGAGUGGUACAAGUGUGACAAAUGUCAGUUUAAAACCAGAUUGAAGUCUAGUUUAAAACCACACAUACGUAAUCGUCACUUAGUAGAUUCAGGAAACCCGAAAUGGUAUGAAUGUGCCGAUUGUUCAUAUAAAAAUGAAAAAGAAUGCAACUUAAAGCGACACAUAAAAAGCCGGCAUUCAGACGUCACGUUGCAUCAAUGCAACUAUUGUCCAUACGCAGGUAAAUCGAAUCGGCGCUUAAACGAACAUAUAAACAACCGCCAUUUGGUUAAAUGGCACAACUGUGACCAGUGUCCGUAUAAAAGUAGAUACGUAAGAACUUUAAAAAACCACACGAAACUGGUCCAUUUAGGUGAAAAAGUGUGUAAAUGGCACAAGUGCGAAAAAUGUCUUUUUAAAACGAGACUAAAAUCUAGUUUAAAACAACACAUACGUAAUUGUCACUUGAACGAGGAAGAUGGUAAAUGGUACCAAUGUGAUGAGUGUCCUUUCACAACUAAAUUUAAACCGGCUUUAAAGGAGCACGUAAACGUUACACAUUCACAAAACCCCGAGUGGUUUAAAUGUGCCAAUUGUUCGUAUAAAAAUAAAAGGAAGGGUUGUUUGAAAUUACACAUAACUAACCACCAUUUAGAUACCAAGUUGUAUCAGUGCAAAUUUUGCCCAUAUACAGCCAAAAUGGGCGAUACUUUAAAAACCCACAUGAACAUCUGCCACGCCGAUGGAAAAGAGGCUAGGUGGUAUAAAUGUGAACAGUGUCCUUACAAAACUAAGAGUCCUACGUGUUUCUAUAAACACAAAAAAAAACACGUGUAGAGAGAGGUGUUGUAGUAUUAAUUUAUGUUUUAAUUUAUUUAAUAAAUGUGAUGCUUGUAAAAAA
This is a messenger RNA of Zophobas morio, 2215 nucleotides long. Its product is annotated as zinc finger protein 729-like. The coding region runs from base 187 to 2151 and encodes 654 amino acids. Gene Ontology annotation, molecular function: RNA polymerase II transcription regulatory region sequence-specific DNA binding; DNA-binding transcription factor activity, RNA polymerase II-specific. Gene Ontology annotation, biological process: regulation of transcription by RNA polymerase II. Lineage: Eukaryota; Metazoa; Arthropoda; Insecta; Coleoptera; Tenebrionidae. The transcript is spliced from 2 exons. The record is from RefSeq and is a predicted model, not a curated record.